AUGUACGACGAAGAAGUGCGGUUUGCCCUGCGCCUCUUCGUGGACGGUCUCGCGCCGGAGCGAAAGAAAAAUGGCAUUUCGCUGAAGGUUCUGACUCUGUUCCUCAAGUCGAUUGGUGUCCACGGAGCUUCGAAGGCUCCGGCGGCGCUCGGCAAAUCUUCGGAACGGCAGCUGUUUUACGCGCUGGGUGGGCGGCAGGGCCCUUUCACAGAGGACGAGGUGUGCGAGCUGGUAGCGAAGUUGAGCAACUCGGAGCUGGAGCGCGUGCGCGUAGAGAAGGCGUUGCGACAGCUGCGGUCGAAAGAAGAUUUUCUGCGCGCCGCUGGGAGCUUCGGCCUCGUGGACUGUUUGCGCUUAUCGUCCGCGGAGUUGAAGUUCCUCGACUUUCUGGUGGCGGACGAGGAGGGCGCGCCAAAUGUUUUCGCGUACGACUUCAAAAGUUCGUUUGGGAAGAAAAAGGAAAAAGCGGUAGAUUUUGAGCCUAUGAAGAAGUACCUCGGGUACGCUGGGUAAAGUAGAAAGUGGCUUUGCUGCGAACGUAACACCACGACGAGCUGCGAUGCUACGAAGAAUGUGAAGGUGGCACUUUAGUUGCGUCACGAUGUUUGCAAGUGUUGUGUUUCAGUGAGAAGUAGAUUGCAUGGUCGAAGAGAGAGAAAAGAGGACGUACAAGCAAGCACG
Amoebophrya sp. A120 is the source of this 681-nucleotide messenger RNA. The record is from the annotation of a GenBank genome assembly. NCBI's taxonomy places the organism in Eukaryota, Dinophyceae, Syndiniales, Amoebophryaceae.